CUCUCCCCUUCCUCUCGAGUUCGAGUCUCGAUAUCGGCAAAGCAGGGGACCUACCUAUUGUGCGGCUGCGGCGCCCGUCGUUGAUUCAUCCGCUGGCUCGCGCUCGCCGGUGGCGCCGGGGAACAGCCAGCUCGAGCUCGCUUUCGCUUCGCAUCAUGGGAGCCGCUGGGUUCUGAGCUGCGCGGCCGGCCUGUUUCAGCUGAGAUGAAACUGGAAAAGAAUCAAAGUUCUGCAUCACCUGCCACUUCGAAUUUUAGAGUGAAUAGCAAUUGCCAUGGGGUCUGGAUCAGGGACACUGAAGCAGAAGAAACGAGUGAAACAUGCAAAGAACAAAUACUUGAAACCUGGUGCCCUCGCUCAGAUUCGCUAUAGCAGGAGUACAAGCAGGGACAUUGGGAAGAAAAGGAUUUUGUUGAAUGCGAAAGAUGAGCUGGAGUUACCUCCACAGCCUGAGGUUCUCUUAGAAAGCAAUACACUAGUUUUGUCCCCUGCAAGACUCAAUUUUGAGCCAUUUGGUAGUAAUACAGGGCAGGUAUUGCCAAAGACUCCAAGGACUCCAAAUGCAUCUGUGUCCUGUGGUGAUUCAGGGCUUGAAUCACUUCCUCUUGAUUUGCUGAUCAAGAUCAUGUGUUGCUUGCACCAUGACGAACUGAAAGUUGUUUUCCAUGUUUCAAAAAGGAUUCGAAAAGCAGUUCAACUUGCCAGGGAGUUUCAUUUCAACUACACUACUCCAGACAGAAGCAGACAGGAGUUGCUCCUGAAUAGAACCCCUCUUCCAACGGAGCAUUGGCCUUUCUUAAGAAUCAACGGCAAGGACGUGCACGUUUCCACCCCAAGGACACCGAGGGCUCCAAAACACGCUGCUCGCCUUUCACGCCUCAAGCUGGUCGACGUGAAGCCAAUCACGGCUGUUCUCUUCCCGGAGUCUUCGACACCUUUUCCUUCGAAGCGUCUCCGACGCUGGGUGCCACCGUGGCUGCCAAGACAUGCGUGUAAAGCUGCUUCAUCGCCCAGAGUUUUACGGUACGAGGAGGAGCUUUGCGAAGCGGUGGCACAGAACAAGCUUCUCUGAAGAUCCAAAAAGUGCAUCGCUUUCAUCUUUAGUGUAUAGCUUAUCUAUGUCAAGCCCAUAGUAGUAUGAGUUUUGUCUGCCAGCUCCUAAACUGGCAUCUUAGAUUAUUGUGGUCAGGUUAGGUUUUAGACUAGUGCUAGACUAUCUUAUACCAGUCAUAAGUAUGGAGUUUGCUUUUAUUCCAUGAGUCUGUAUAUAUCACAUAAUAAAGUGAGCUUGAAAUC
Molecule: messenger RNA, 1296 nt
Organism: Zea mays
Lineage: Eukaryota; Viridiplantae; Streptophyta; Magnoliopsida; Poales; Poaceae
Exons: 5
Coding region: 275-1072 (265 amino acids)
Molecular function (GO): protein binding
Source: RefSeq, marked provisional